GCCGAGCCCCGCCUCUCCGCCCGUGCUCCUCUCGGCGUCGCCCUCCCGCCGAGGAAGAUGGCGCUGAGCGGCCAGAGUUUGGCAGAGCUAGAAGUUCUUUGUAAACAGCUCUACGAGGGGACAGAUUUAGCACAGCGAAUACAAGCAGAAAAGGUGCUCUUGGAGCUUAUUAACAGUCGUGAAUGUCUCAGCCAGUGCCAGCUUUUACUGGAACAAGGAACAACAUCCUAUGCGCAACUACUAGCAGCAACAUGCCUCUCAAAACUUGUAUGCAAAACACCUCCUUUACCUGUUCAGCAAAGAAUGGACAUCAGAAACUACAUAUUAAACUAUGUUGCAUCUCGACCAAAACUGGCCCUUUUUGUGAUCCAAGCUCUUGUUCAAGUCAUUGCUAAGAUCACAAAGUUGGGCUGGUUCGAUGUUCAAAAAGACCAGCUCAUCUUUAGAGACAUUAUUGCUGAUGUUAAAAAGUUUUUACAGGGGACUGUGGACCACUGCAUAAUAGGAGUAAUGAUUCUUUCAGAACUGACUCAGGAAAUGAAUUUUGUUGAUUAUUCUAGACCUUCAUCAAAGCAUCGUAAAAUAGCUACCUCAUUUCGGGAUACAACAUUGAAAGAGAUUUUGGUGCUGGCAUGCUCGCUGCUGAAAGAGAUGUUGGCAAAACCGUUAAAUCUUCAGGAUCAACAACAACAAAAUCUAGCAAUGCACCUUUUGAAACUUGUUCUCAAUUGUCUUAACUAUGACUUCAUUGGCAGUUCAGCAGAUGAAUCUGCAGAUGAUCUAUGUACUGUACAGAUUCCAACAAACUGGAGAUCAAUCUUCCUGGAGCCCGAAACCUUGGAUCUUUUUUUUGAUCUGUAUCAUUCCCUCCCACCAAUGUUGUCUCAGUUAGCACUUUCUUGUUUAGUUCAGUUUGCUUCUACAAGGAGAUCCUUAUUUAGCAACCCAGAACGUGCCAAGUAUCUUGGUAAUCUGAUCAAAGGAGUAAAAAGAAUACUUGAAAAUCCUCAGGGUUUAUCUGAUCCUGGUAAUUAUCAUGAAUUCUGUCGAUUUUUGGCUCGACUGAAGACUAAUUAUCAACUGGGAGAAUUAGUAGUUGUGAAAGACUACCCAGAAGUUAUUAGAUUGAUAGCCAGUUUCACUAUUACUAGCUUACAGCAUUGGGAAUUUGCACCAAACAGUGUUCAUUAUUUGCUAACUCUUUGGCAGAGAAUGGUUGCCUCGGUGCCUUUUGUGAAAUCAUCAGAACCCCAUCUCUUAGAUACAUAUGCACCUGAGAUCACAAAGGCGUAUAUUACUUCUAGAUUGGAAUCUGUCCCCCUGGUUAUAAGAGAUGGUUUGGAUGAUCCGUUGGAUGACACAGCCACAGUCUUUCAGCAGCUGGAGCAACUGUGCACAGUUAGCAGAUGUGAAUAUGAAAAGACUUGUGUUCUUCUUGUACAGCUAUUUGACCAAAAUGCACAAAGCUAUCAGAAGCUGUUGCAGUCUAGUAGUAGAAAUCCCCUGGCAAUCUCAAUUCAAGAAGGACGCUUGGCAUGGCUUGUAUAUCUUGUCGGAACUGUUGUAGGAGGAAGAUUAACUUAUACCAGUACUGAUGAACAUGAUGCUAUGGAUGGUGAAUUAUCCUGUCGAGUAUUUCAGCUAAUUUCUUUGAUGGAUGCCCAGUUACCACGCUCUAGCAAUGAGAAAGUGGAAUUUGCUGUACUCUGGUUUUUGGAUCAGUUUCGUAAAACGUAUGUAGGUGAUCAGCUCCAACGCACCUCAAAGGUUUAUGCUCGAAUGUCAGAAGUUUUGGGAAUAACAGAUGACAACCAAGUUCUAGAGACAUUUAUGGCAAAAAUCGUUACAAAUCUUAAAUACUGGGGACAAUGUGAAGCUGUGAUUUCAAGAACUCUUCAGUUUCUAAAUGAUCUUUCGGUUGGUUAUAUUCUCUUAAAAAAGCUUCUGAAAAUAGAUGCUGUGAAGUUCAUGUUGCAGAAUCAUACGAGUAAAUACUUUCCUUUCUUGGGUGUCAAUGAUAAUUAUGGUUUGAGUGACCUUAGGUGCAGAACAACAUUCUAUACUGCACUCACACGCCUUCUCAUGGUAGAUCUAGGUGAAGAUGAGGAUGAAUUUGAAAACUUCAUGCUUCCCCUGACAGUUUCAUUUGAAACUUUAGGCCAGAUAUUUAACAGUAGUUUUAAGCAAGAGGAAACAAAGUACUUUCAGAAGACACAAGCUGAGAUCCAGAGAAUUAUAUGCCAGCUCCAUAUAUGCAUCAAGUUUGUGCGUAUGUUGAUCGGACUGGCAAGAGAUCUUCGAGGGAUUGCCUUUGCUCUGAACACAAAGACCAGCUACACCAUGCUGUUUGACUGGAUAUACCCUUCAUAUCUUCCCAUUCUUCAGACAGCUGUUGAGCUGUGGUAUCGUGAACCAGCAUGUACUACUCCUAUCUUGAAGCUCAUGGCCGAGAUGAUGCAGAACAGAUCACAGCGUUUAAAUUUUGAUGUGUCUUCUCCUAAUGGAAUUCUCCUCUUCAGAGAGGCUAGUAAGAUGAUUUGCACUUAUGGUAAUCAGAUCCUGUCCCUUGGGACUCUGUCAAAAGAUCAAGUUUAUCCAUUGAAACUCAAGGGUAUUUCCAUCUGUUAUUCUGCUCUCAAAUCUGCCUUGUGUGGAAAUUAUGUCAGCUUUGGCGUCUUCAAGUUGUAUGGGGACAACCACUUUGACAAUGUACUUCAGGCCUUUGUCAAAAUGCUGCUCUCAGUAUCCCACAGUGACUUGCUACAAUAUCGAAAACUAAGCCAGUCAUAUUAUCCACUCUUGGAAUGUCUUGCCCAGGACCAUAUCAGUUUUAUCACCAGUUUAGAGCCUCAUGUGCUGAUGUAUAUGCUUACUUCAAUAUCUGAAGGACUUACUGCGCUGGAUACGAUCGUCUCCUCCAGCUGUUGUGCGAGUUUAGACUACAUUGUCACCGCCCUCUUCAAGCACAUAGCAAAAGAAGGCAAGAAACCUCUGAGAUGUAGAGAGAUUUCCCAAGAUGGGCAAAGAUUACUGCACUUCAUGCAACAGAACUCAGAAGUGUUGCAGCAGAUGAUGUCAAUUCUCAUGAACACCAUAAUUUUUGAGGACUGCAGAAACCAGUGGUCUGUGUCAAGACCCCUCUUAGGUCUUAUACUCCUCAAUGAGAAAUACUUUAGUGAAUUAAGAGCCAGCUUGAUAAACAGUCAGCCUGCUAAUAAACAAGAAGUCCUUCAUCAGUGCUUUAGGAACCUAAUGGAAGGAGUAGAACAAAAUCUUCUGGUAAAAAACAGAGACAGAUUCACACAGAACAUGUCCGUCUUCCGCAAAGACAUGGCCGAAACCCUGCGCUGUGAGGGGGCAUCAGAAUCGAACAGUUCAGAAAUGAUGAGUUGAUGCUGAACUUGAAAGGUGUUCAGUACUGAAUAGACUUUGAAGGUUGAGGAACCACAAUAUUGUUAGAUAGAUUUUGACUUUAAUAGGAAAUAUUUUUUUAAAUAUCUUCUGCCUUUUUAUAUCUCUGGCAUAAAUGUAAGGAUUUGUAAUACUGGAAACAAUGUAAAAUCACACUUGGCAUUAAGAACCAUUUUGAACUUCCUUAUCCACAUUUCACAGUUACAUGGUUCAGAAACAAUAUUUAACCAAAGAACAAAAUAAAAUUUGUAUUUUUUUCUGAAAUCUCAUUGCUGGGAAAUUUCAGUUCUACAAUCAAACAGUGAAUAAUAUCAGAGCAUUUAAAACAACAACAGUGAUAUCAACUUUUUCUGUCAUAUCAUUAUGUAAAUCUUUUGAAUGAGCUAGAGCAUAAUUUUUAAACAGUAUGGCUAUAUGUAGAUUUUUAAAAACAGCUUUGUCUUAAGUGUGCUGUUGAUAAGCAAAGAAUUGACAGAAUGCAAAUUAACUCUUCUGGAAUAAAUAAAGUAAAAU
Molecule: messenger RNA, 3924 nt
Organism: Rhineura floridana
Lineage: Eukaryota; Metazoa; Chordata; Lepidosauria; Squamata; Rhineuridae
Gene: RANBP17
Product: RAN binding protein 17
Exons: 29
Coding region: 58-3393 (1111 amino acids)
Biological process (GO): protein export from nucleus
Cellular component (GO): cytoplasm; nuclear pore
Molecular function (GO): small GTPase binding; nuclear export signal receptor activity
Source: RefSeq, a predicted model, not a curated record